GAGGGGCGGGCCCGGUGAGCUGGACGCUGGGCGCUGUGGCGCUCGGAGAGGUUUGGUGGAGGGGAGCCUGCCUUCGCAGGUAUGCAGAAAAGCCUUUUCAUCCAGAUGUCCUUAGAGAUAAUAUGGAUCAGUCCAGAGUUCUCCUCUGGGUGAAAGCAGAACCCUUUAUAGUGGGUGCCUUGCAGGUCCCCCCUCCAUCCAAGUUCAGUCUUCACUAUCUCAGGAAGAUAUCCACCUAUGUGCGAACCCGGGCUGCAGAGGGAGCUUAUCCACGCCUCUACUGGUCUACAUGGAGACAUAUUGCAUGUGGAAAGUUGCAGUUGGCUAAGGAUCUGGCAUGGCUUUACUUCGAACUAUUUGAUAGUCUUUCAGUGAGGACACCUGAGGAGCGCCUGGAAUGGUCUGAGGUUCUGUCCAACUGCAUGUCUGAGGAUGAAGUUGAAAAGCAGAGAAAUCAGCUUUCAGUGGACACCCUACAGUUUCUGCUCUUCUUAUACAUACAGCAGUUAAACAAGGUCUCGCUGAGGACAUCUUUGAUUGGAGAAGAGUGGCCUAGUCCUAGAAACAGAUCUCGGUCUCCUGACCUGACUGGAAAACCCAAUUGUCAUAAUAAGAACUGGAAUGAUUACAGUCAUCAAGCAUUUGUCUAUGAUCAUCUGUCAAAUCUCCUUGAGCUGCUUUUAGAUCCUGAACAACUCACUGCAUCAUUUCAUUCAACUCAUAGUAGUCUGGUCUCUCGAGAAGCUGUUGUGGCACUCAGCUUUCUCAUUGAAGGUACUGUAAGUAGAGCCAGGAAAAUCUAUUCACUUCAUGAACUUGCACUGUGGCAACCACUGCAUGCAGAAAGUGGCUUCUCAAGGAUCUCUAAGACUUUCUCUUUCUACAAGCUGGAAGCCUGGUUGAGAACCUGUUUGACCGGGAAUCCAUUUGGUACAUCUGCUUGCCUCAAGUCUGGAAAGAAAUUGGCUUGGGCUCAUCAAGUUGAAGGUACGACCAAAAGAGCUAAGAUAGCAUGUAAUACUCAUGUGGCCCCUAGGAUGCACCGUAUGGUGGUAAUGAGCCAGGUUUACAAGCAGACAUUGGCCAAGAGCUCAGAUACUCUGGUGGGGGCACAUGUGAAGAUUCAUCGUUGCAACGAAUCUUUUAUAUAUCUGCUCUCUCCCUUGCGAUCUGUGACAAUUGAGAAAUGUAGGAAUAGCACCUUUGUCUUGGGCCCUGUAGAGACUGUUCUUCAUCUCCACAGCUGUGACAACGUUAAAGUCAUUGCUGUUUGCCAUCGUUUGUCCAUCUCUUCUACAGCAGGUUCCAUCUUUCACAUUCUGACACCUACACGUCCACUUAUUCUCUCUGGGAACCAGACAGUAACUUUUGCCCCUUUCCAUACCUAUUACCCAAUGCUAGAGGACCAUAUGGCCAAGACUGGCCUUGCUACAGUACCUAAUUAUUGGGAUAAUCCAGUGAUUGUGUGCAGAGAGAACAACAAUACAAGUGUCUUCCGGCUUUUACCACCUUGUGAGUUCUAUGUAUUUAUUAUCCCCUUUGAAAUGGAAGGGGACACAACAGAGAUACCUGGGGGUCUUCCAUCUGUAUAUCAGAAAGCACUGGGUCAAAGAGAGCAGAAGAUACAGAUCUGGCAGAAAACUGUGAAGGAGGCUCGUUUGACAAAGGAUCAAAGGAAGCAGUUCCAGAUACUUGUGGAGAACAAGUUUUAUGAAUGGUUGAUUAAUACAGGACAUCGCCAACAGCUGGACACCCUUGUACCCCCUGCAGCAGGUUCCAAACAAGCAGCAGGAUAGGGCUCCUGUAUCAAAACACUGCGCUCUGGAACCAUGAGGACAAAUGGAGGAUGGUGCCCAUCUUGAAACUUAAGUUGGGAAGACGCUCUUACUGUUUAAGAGACUGUGGGGCUUUUUCUUCCUAUUGAAGACCUUUCCUUGAUUUUCAUUCUGUUCUCAGUUAUUACUGUUUAGGGUGAAUUUUAGCUAAACUUCUGAUUUACCUAUAAACAUACUGUUUGUAGAACAACAGAACAUCUUUGUGAUGCCAAAAUGAAAAAGUUGAUGAAGGCAGUCCCAUUGUAUAUGUGUUAAAAUUAAAGUGAUUGAGUGUAGAUUUGCAAAUAUAUUUCAUAUUUUAAUUUGUAUCAUGAAAGGGUUUCAUCCUUUCUAGAGUUAAGUAAGAGUUUUAUAGUUCUUUGUAACUAUUUAAAAGGAAAUUACUACUCAUUUUAAAAAAUAAUAGAAUGAAAGUAUGAUUUGUUGGUGUAUA
This is a messenger RNA of Cynocephalus volans (Philippine flying lemur), 2268 nucleotides long. RefSeq names its product TBCC domain containing 1 (gene TBCCD1). Gene Ontology annotation, biological process: maintenance of centrosome location; maintenance of Golgi location. The transcript has 8 exons. Gene Ontology annotation, cellular component: spindle pole centrosome. NCBI's taxonomy places the organism in Eukaryota, Metazoa, Chordata, Mammalia, Dermoptera, Cynocephalidae. The coding region runs from base 123 to 1796 and encodes 557 amino acids. The record is from RefSeq and is a predicted model, not a curated record.